Messenger RNA from Trypanosoma grayi, 492 nucleotides. Its product is annotated as proton motive ATPase 1. The record is from RefSeq and is a predicted model, not a curated record. NCBI's taxonomy places the organism in Eukaryota, Euglenozoa, Kinetoplastea, Trypanosomatida, Trypanosomatidae. Bases 1 to 492 code for a protein of 163 amino acids. The transcript has a single exon.
AUGGUUCCUGGUCUUGUGCUUCUGAUCGGUGCGAUUAUCUCUCUGUUUGUGUCGUCUAUGGUGGCUUCGUUCUGGCACGAGUCAAGGCCUGAUGGUCUCCUGACGGAGGGCCUUGCGUGGGGUGACACGAAUAGCGAAAGGCUUCUGCCGUUGUGGGUGUGGAUCUACUGCGUCGUGUGGUGGUUUAUCCAAGAUGUCAUUAAAGUGCUCUCACAUAUGUUUAUGGAGGCCGUUGAUCUAUUCGGAUGUGUUUCAGAGGCGUAUGGCGGAAAGGUCAUUGAACAGUACGUGGAAAAUCAAGCGAAAACUACAUCUGAUGACGCUAACGCUGGUGGUCAACAGGAAGAACUCAUGUUUGUUGGUCAGUCCGGAAGUGCGGUGGAAAAAGGCACCAAGGAGCCGUUCAACGAAGGUGCCUCUGGGGCAGAAAAGGCGUCCCCAAAUGAGAUGCGUUCUCCAUAUUCUCCUCGCAAGGCUGAGGAUCAGAGGUGA